Molecule: messenger RNA, 414 nt
Organism: Capronia coronata CBS 617.96
Lineage: Eukaryota; Fungi; Ascomycota; Eurotiomycetes; Chaetothyriales; Herpotrichiellaceae
Exons: 1
Coding region: 1-414 (137 amino acids)
Source: RefSeq, a predicted model, not a curated record
AUGCCACCAUCAACACUUCUGCGUAUUUCACGCAGUGUAUUUUCUUUGCGCACAUCUUUCCGACCUCAAUCCGGCCUACGACCCCUCUCCACGACCCCUUAUCGCUUUGCGGCGGACCAAGAUCCUGACCGUAACACACACCCGCAGCGCGAGGCCCAAGUCGACCGCAACAAGCUGGAUCCGGAGGCAAGUGAAUACUCCAAGUCCGGCUCAGACGACACGGCUGCCGCCAACGAGGACGCGGCCUUUGACCCUAACAUCACGGAUCCUGAAGAGGCGAAGCAGAAGGCCGGUGAAGGGAACGAGGUGAACCCUCUGGAGGACAGUCCCGCAAAUCCAGAAAUCAGCCAAGGCACGGACGAAGCAAAGGGAGGAUCGAAGAAAAAGCCCUCCGAGGAUGGUGGCGGGAGAUAA